AUGCUACAGGAACCUCUCCCAAGGCCCUCCACCGGUACCAGCUCCGGGAUACCCCCAACAACCUCCAUUCCAGCAGGGCUUCUACCCACCCUACGGACAGCGAUUUGGACCUCCUCCUCCAUUCCCUCCUGGUCCCGGAUUCCCUCCCUACGGCGCUCCACCUGGAUGGUACCCUCCUCCUGGACACGGGUUCCCCCGGGCCCGGGCCAAUUCCAACCUCCCAUGCCCAUUGACCCCAGCCAGCAACCUGGACCCCAGCGUCCGGGACCACCUGGUGCCGCCCCCGCACCUCAACCCACCUCUGAACUGCCGGUUGGAGACAAGGCCAGCAGCCGCAACGCAACCCCCGCGGCCCAGAAGGCCCCCACCCCGCCAGUCGAGUCUAAGCCCUCUGUGGCUGAAGCUACCGCUCCUAUCCCUGCUCCCCAGAAGAGUGGUCGAGUCAUGCCCGCCAUCCCGAUAGCAGCCCCGCGACAGGCCGCCCCAGUUCCCCAAAUUCCCAGCGCUCCUCGCGGCAACCUCCAGCAAGUCACCGACGCCACUGCAGCCGCUACCGCCGCAGUCGCUGCUGCCAUGGCCAAGCUUCCCCAGCCUGGUGCCCAAAGGCAAUCUGGACAGCCCGACGGUGGAAUUGACGGACUCACACAGAAGAUGGGUCACAUGCGCCCAUACGAUAACAACCGUGCUCCCCGGGGUGGUCACCAGCACCCCGGUCACCAGCACCCUCGCGGUGGUCGUGGUGGACCUCGUCCUCAGCAGCAGCACAAGAAGAUCGAGGUGCCCCAGUCCGAUUACGAUUUCCAAACCGCCAAUGCCAAGUUCAACAAGCAAGAUCUUGUCAAGGAGGCUAUUGCUACGGGAGUUCCUGCUGCCGAAGCUGAGGCCCACGCCGCCGAGGAAGCGGAAUCCUUGGAAACCAUGUCCAACGGUGGUAGUUCCUCCAACCCGGGUUACAACCGCGGAUCUUCCUUCUUCGACAACAUCUCCAGCGAAGCUCGCGACCGCGAGGAAAACACAGCUCGUGUUGGCGGUCGUGAAUGGCGCGGAGAAGAAGAGAAGCGCAACAUGGAAACCUUUGGACAAGGCAGCGUCGAUGGCUACCGCCCCAACUACCGCGGACGUGGUCGUGGCCGCGGCCGCGGCCGUGGUGGUUAUGGUCGUGGCUACGGCCGUGGCCGUGGUGGUAUGCGUGGUGGUCAAGGUUCCUCGGAAUCCACCGGUGUGCCCUCGCAGGUUUAA
Penicillium brevicompactum is the source of this 1239-nucleotide messenger RNA. RefSeq lists its product as uncharacterized. Gene Ontology annotation, cellular component: P-body. The transcript has 2 exons. NCBI's taxonomy places the organism in Eukaryota, Fungi, Ascomycota, Eurotiomycetes, Eurotiales, Aspergillaceae. Gene Ontology annotation, biological process: cytoplasmic stress granule assembly; P-body assembly. Gene Ontology annotation, molecular function: mRNA binding. The record is from RefSeq and is a predicted model, not a curated record. The coding region runs from base 1 to 1239 and encodes 412 amino acids.